UGCGUGCCCCUCCGUUGUUUACCGCCAGUUUAAAAGAGCGAGCCCCAGCGAGUGUGCACACCUUUUGAAGCUUUGUCAUCCUUCAACGCAAACAUGGUAGCCAUGUUGAAGCGAGUCAAGUCGUUCCAAAUCGUUUUCACCGACACGAAGACUUUCUACUGCGGCGGGGACAGACUGUCGGGCCGUGUGGAAUUGGAAGUCAACGAAGUGACACGCGUGUCUGCCGUCAAGAUUCUCGGGUUGGGAUCCGCCAAAGUGGAAUAUCCCAAAGGCACGCAGCGCUGUCGAGAGGAGGCUGAAUAUCUCCGAUAUGAAGCCCUUUUGCGCCUUCACGAUCAACCGACAGACGCUGACGGUUCAGUUCUCUUGAGGCCAAACAACAAAUACGAGUACAAGUUUGAAUUUGAGCUCCCUCAACAGGGGAAGCUGGUGUCGUCUUACAAAGGCAAGUUUGGCUACGUCCACUACUAUGUCAAGGCCAAGCUGGAGAGACCGCAGCAGCCCGUCCUUGAGUGCAAGAAACACUUUGAGGUGGAAGAACCUCUGGAUGUCAACACGCCAGACCUGCUGUGCCCGACUGGCGGUAUGAAAGAGAAGAAAGUCACCUGCAUGUUCAUCCCAGAUGGCCAGGUGUCGCUCAACGCCAAAAUUGACCGCCGCGGAUUCUGUGAGGGCGAGGACAUCUGCAUCAACGCCAAGUUCGAGAACACGUGCUCGCGCAUCGUGGUUCCCAAGGCGGCCAUCAUCGCCAAGCACACCUACCAGGCCAACGGCCGCACCAAAGUCUUCCGCCAGAAGCUGUCGUCGGUGCGAGGCAACCACAUCAUCUCUGGGAUGUGCGACGCCUGGCAGGGCAAAACCAUCCGGGUGCCCAAGAUCAAACCGUCAAAGCUCGACUGCAACUUAAUCCGCAUGGAGUAUGCAUUAAUGAUUUAUAUCCACAUUCCCGGGAGCGAAAAGCUGAUUCUGGAACUGCCCCUGGUGAUCGGGACGCCCGGUCUGGGCAGCCGCAGCAGCAGCGUGAGCAGCCAGGACGGUUCGCUCAGCUGGGUGUCGCUCGCCAUGCCCGAGCCCCCCAGCUACCGCGACGUCACUCGCGACGUCCACAUGGAUCAGCCGCUGACGCCGCUCCUGGAUGACUUUGAUGGCGAAGACAGCCCCAUCUUCAUGAACCCGCCGGCGUUCUGUUUCCCGGCGGCGCCUCCGGUCUACACUGAGACUGAGGAGGAGUUCAACAUCAACGCUCACAUGCUGCCGGUGUGCUGAAGUGCCUUUUCUACAACUGUGGUCCAGCUCUCAGAGACUGUUGAACUGAGGCUGGUGGGAAAAGAGAAAGAAGCUCCCGAGCUGCGGAGGGCACGACACGACAGGACAAGACACGGCAGUCACGUGCACUUGCGCUUGCCAACCGCGCAGGCGGGAUGUUGCACUCGACAUGUCGCUCGAGUUUUCCCUUCUGUGGGUGCUGAGAGCUGGCGGCUUCGAGGACGCGCGCUGAGCUCCAGCCACCCAAUUCUGAAUAAGCUGUCGUUUGCUUGGUUCUGGUGGUAGCCCCCAACAACCUGCUGUCCGAUUGUGGCCAGGGUUUAUUUGCCCACCCUGCUUUGUCAUUCCACGGUCAGCAAUAGACCAUGUACCUGUUUGUUUGGCUCUUGGAAUGGAUUACACUUGAUGGUCCUUCCUGGAUGCUGGUAGAACCUCAUUGUUAUUUCUCUUUGUUUUCUUGAACAUAUUCAGCCGUGUUUGCUUGAAGAGGGUUGUUCUUGAAGGUUGCACUUUGAUCAUACAUUAUGCUGUACUACUGCCUGAAUCGCUUUUGAUUUGAAUCCAAUAUGGAAUAUUUAGCCGCUGUGUGGAACCUUACAUUAGCUUAGCAUAGCCACAUGCACUUUUCUUAACCUGGCUGUGCCAAACAGGUUUUUAACAUGCUAUUGGUCGACAAGCCAUAGUCAAUGUUGGGAUAGAUAAUGUGUUGUUUCUACCGGGUUUUCUGUUGUCCUAGACAGCAUUUCACUUCAAAGAUUCUUGCUGUUUUGAUUUACAGCUUCCUGUCUUCAGGACGCAAAAGACUGAUUUGUAAAAAAAAAAAAAA
Messenger RNA from Syngnathus acus (greater pipefish), 2092 nucleotides. RefSeq names its product thioredoxin interacting protein a (gene txnipa). Gene Ontology annotation, molecular function: ubiquitin protein ligase binding. Gene Ontology annotation, biological process: protein transport. The record is from RefSeq and is a predicted model, not a curated record. Gene Ontology annotation, cellular component: cytoplasm. The transcript has 6 exons. Bases 94 to 1266 code for a protein of 390 amino acids. Lineage: Eukaryota; Metazoa; Chordata; Actinopteri; Syngnathiformes; Syngnathidae.